AUGCGCAAUCUCAAAGGGGCGUUUUGCUCCAAUUAAUGGAGCCCUUUGUCCUACAGGUCCUUUCUGGUGGCUCAUUUCCGAAGACGCAUACAGAACAGAGACAGGCAGAAUGUUCCUCUCUCUCUGGAAGGCCGUGCUUCUGACCCUCUGAUCUUAGCGACAUGUGAGGUAGCAACUGAAGUUGGAGUCCCAGAGACCUGGGUACACGAUGCGAUGGUAUCAUCUGAAGGGCGGUCUACUAUGGAAUCCUCUAGUCUCUCAUAUGAUGGCACCUCUUUGGUUCGUCGUGUUCUGGGAGCCAUAGGUAGCUUCUUGUCCCCGUCACCGGCUGAGGAGCAGGCUACUGUUGCAUUGGUUGAUCAGUCCUUCGCUGACUCAAUGAGUAUUAUCAAGGCGAUUGCUUUUAGUCUUGAUCUCCCCACUCACUUGCCAGAAUCCUUUUAUACCAAACUGCCUUUUUGCCGUUCCAGUUCAAAUGACAAUCUUAAGUCCUUAAUGGAGGAGCUUGAGCUACUGACAUUUUAUAGUAAGUCCAAUGACUUCCUGAACGCGGUGGCACAAGCGGAAGUAUCGCUGGAGUUAGUGCAGCACGCAGUUGAAAAGUUGGAGAAUGUAGCCAUAUACCUACUAGCUGCCUACUUCCCCGUGGAUGGAUUGGUUGCUAGCACAGCCUCAGAUCUCAACCUCCUUCGCUGCCUGGAGGUGCCAGCAUCCCGCGACAUCACUCCUUUCCCCUCCUCUAAGCCCAAAGACCACCUCGUCCGCUUUGGCUAUUGUCAGUUCCAAUUCGCCUCUUUCCUUGCCAACCUCUCUCUCCUGCCUGAAGCCGUUGAUACCCUCUCCCAGCCUUGUCUGAAACCCUGGCUUGAAAUGUGGUCUACGUCACAGGACGUUCGGUUAUGCCUCCUUUCCUCCAAGAUCCAGCACAAUCUACUUGCUUACAAUUGGCUCAGUUCUAAAUACAGCAGCGCAGUGCAGGAUGAAGGGAAGGGUUUCGUUCCAAAUUUGCCCGACAACAAGAGACCGUGUUUUUACCUGCCCUCGUCGACGCUUUAUGAUGCUUCGAAGUCCUCACAAAAUAAAACCCUUCGCGACUCUCCCGUAAUUUAUGGACCAGAUGUAUUUCAGCUAGACAAACGGGAUGAUCGUCCGGAUUCAUCACCACCCAAAAUCGACAUUAUCUUUAUCAAUGGGAUGCUAGGCAGUGUGUUUCACACCUGGCGUCAACGCGACUCCAACGACGGGGCUGGUGAAAGCUUUUUGGAAAGUGGCGAAGAUUCGAGCAGCAGAAUUCACAAAUUGUCUCCCUCAUUCCCUGGCCAAAUCAGUUGCUGGCCUCAGGCUUGGCUAAGCGAGGAGUUCCCUGAAGCCCGUAUUCUGGGUGUCAAUGCAAAUUUGAGGCCUUUUAUUUGGAACCCUAUUUGUCCUGCAGAAAAGACCAAGCGCCGAAUUGAUCAAAGGGCUCGUGACAUUCUGCAUCAGCUUUUGCUAGCUGGUGUUGGCAGACGUCCAAUAAUCUGGGUUGCCCACUCUGCUGGCGGUAUACUUACCAAGGAGGUGCUGAAGCUCUCUGCCACUUGGAUUCCCGAGUCUUCUGCAACUAUCCUACCUUAUCACGAGAAGUCUUCGCACUCCUCUCUCCACGUGACGAACCUCGAAGCCCCUGUUGAUCAGCCCCUGCAUGCAGAUGAAUGCAUCGACCAUUCCUUCUCGGAUUCCGCUCUGCUCGAUUGUAGUACCGGCGAUGAGAUUAACGUCGGCACGAUCGUGACCUGUUCCGGCAUUGCCAUGGAAGCUCCCACUUCAGUGGCAAACCAAACCAAAGGCAUAAUCUUCCUUUCUGUGCCCCAUCGAGGGAACCAGUCGAUGAUGUUUCUUUACCAUUUUCCUAUGGUGUUCACGCUCACACCAGAGGCGAAACAGCUACAGCAAAAUAGCGCAUCGAUAAUGAGUCUGCACAACUGGUUCCUAGAGUGGGCCUCCAAAUGUCCGCUGCAGGUACUCAAUCUCGUCGAAGACCGAGAGACGGUAAUCAACCGAUGGUAUUCUGUGCACCUCGUUCAGUUUGAACCUCAAGACACUGAGUUUUCGGAAGUGGUUCUUGUUGAUACUGAUCAUACCAACAUCUGCAAGCCAAGGAAUCGACAGGAUGCCGUAUAUGUGAGAGUCACUGACUUUAUUCGUCGCCUGAUGGAAUCCUCCUAG
This is a messenger RNA of Hydatigera taeniaeformis, 2205 nucleotides long. The record is from the annotation of a GenBank genome assembly. Lineage: Eukaryota; Metazoa; Platyhelminthes; Cestoda; Cyclophyllidea; Taeniidae.